Chinchilla lanigera (long-tailed chinchilla) is the source of this 4772-nucleotide messenger RNA. RefSeq names its product CUB domain containing protein 1 (gene Cdcp1). Lineage: Eukaryota; Metazoa; Chordata; Mammalia; Rodentia; Chinchillidae. The coding region runs from base 1 to 2874 and encodes 957 amino acids. The transcript has 13 exons. The record is from RefSeq and is a predicted model, not a curated record.
AUGGGGAAGGCUGUGCUGUCCCUGCCCCGUGCGCAGCCGUUCCCUGCUGCCCAGCCCUACAGCAAAGCAAUCCGGCUGAUCACUGUGUAUCUGCGAGGAGCCCAGCACUGCGCUGAGUCAAGACACCCCGUGAGCCUUGGCCUGGACACCUUUGGGGGACUCCCCGCUGACGUCACCAACGACGUGCCCGACGAGGAUUCUCUGCUCCGAAACGACAGCUGCCACUUCCUGGGUCUACAGCAUAAAUCGCGUGGUUCUCCAUGUCCCCCGCCAGGUGGGGACCCCGCGCCGAAGAGGAGGAGAGCGCGCCCCAGAGCCGCCCGGAGCUGCUGCCCGAGCCCUGGGACCAGCGCGCCCCGCGGGGCCGGCGGGUGUGAAGGGCGCGGCUUCCUCGGCGCCACUGGCCCACCUCCUCCCCGGGUCCGGGAGGUGCCAGAAAACGGAGGGGACACGGAGAUCACUGUGCCCCGGGGAAGCGGCGUCACCAUCCUCAUAAAGCCCGUGACCCCGGCCGUGGCCCCGAGACCCUGCCACCUCCUCGUCGCCAAGCGGCCCAUGAGCGUGCUGUUCGUGAAACCCGGGGAGCGGACAAGCUUCACCUUCACCUGCCCUGACCCAGAGAAGCACUUCGUGCUGGAGAUCCAGAAGAAUGUCGACUGCACGUCCGGCCCGUGCCCCCCGGGCGAGGUCCCGCUGCAGCCCCCCGCCGCAGCGCUGCCCGCCCUCAACAAGACCUUCGUGUGGGACGUGCGCGCUCACAAGAGCGCCGGCCUGGAGCUGCGCUUCUCCGGACCGCGCCUCCGGCAGAUCGGGCCGGGCGACCGCUGCCCCGACGGCGUCACCCGCACCGUCAGCGGCCGCGUGGGCACCACCGUGGUCAAGAUCGGCACUUUCUGCGGUAGCAACGGCACGGUGUCCCGCGUCAAGCUGCAGGAGGGGGUGAAGGUGGCCCUGCACCUCCCGUGGUUCCAGCACAGAAACGUGUCUGGCUUCAGCAUCGUCAACCACACGGCCAUAAAACGCCUGUGCAUCAUUGAGUCUGUGUUCGAGGGCGAAGGCGCGGCCACUCUGAUGUCGGCCAACUACCCGGCCGGCUUCCCGGAGGACGAGCUCAUGACCUGGCAGUUCGUGGUCCCCGCGCACCUGCGGGCCAGCGUGUCCUUCCUGGACUUCAACGUGUCCAACUGCGUGCGCAAGGAGGAGCGCGUGGAGUACCACAUCCCCGGCUCGGCCACCAACCCCGAGGUGUUCCGGCUGGACGAGCCGCAGCCCGGCAACAUGGCCGGGAACUUCAACCUGUCCCUGCAGGGCUGCGACCAGGACACCCAGAGCCCCGGGGCCCUGCGGCUGCGCUUCCGCGUGCUGGUGCAGCACCCGCAGACCGAGAGCAACAGAACCUAUGUGGUCGACCUGAGCCAGGAGCGAACGCUGUUCCUCACCAUCGAGCCCCGGCCCAAGCUGAGCCGCAGGUUCGUCGCCGGCUGCUUCGUGUGUCUGGAGUCCCGUACCUGCAGCCCCAACGUCACGCUGGCGCCUGGCUCCAAAUACAAGAUCUCCUUCCUCUGCGACGACCUGACGCGGCUGUGGGCCCUGGCGGAGAAGACCCUAAGCUGCAGCGACUACCACUACUGCCGGCGGAGGUCCUUCCCGCUGCAGGUGCCCGCCGACGUGCUGCGGCUGCCCGUGCAGCUGCGCGACUUCUCCUGGAAGCUGCUGGUGCCCAAGGACAGGCUGAGCCUGGCGCUGACGCCGGCGCAGAAGCUGCAGCAGCACACGCACGAGCGGCCCUGCAACGCCAGCUUCAGCUACCUGGUGGCCGGCGCCGUCCACGACCUGCACUUCGGCUGGUUCUGCGCAGGCGGCUCCAUCGAGCAGGUGCUGGUGCGGCAGAACAGCUCGGUGACGCUGCGCACCUUCGCGCCCGGCUUCCAGACCGAGGUCCCGGGCCAGGGCCUGACCGUGUCCUUCCUGCCGUACUUCAAAGAGGAAGGCAUCUUCACGGUGACCCCAGACACAAAGAGCAAGGUCUACCUGAGGACCCCGAACUGGGACCGCGGCCUGCCAGCCCUUUCCUCUGUGUCCUGGAACAUCAGCGUGCCCAGCGGCCAGGAGGCCUGCCUGACCUUCUCCAAGGAGCGCACCGGCGUGGUCUGCCAAUCGGGACGUGCAUUCAUGAUCAUCCAGGAGCAGCGCACACGGGCUGAGGAGAUCUUCAGCCUGGAGGACGACAGGCUCCCCAAGCCAAGCUUCCACCAUCACAGCUUCUGGGUCAACAUCUCCAACUGCAGCCCCGCCAGCGGCAAGCAGCUGGACCUGCUCUUCUGGGUGACUUUGACCCCAAGGACCUUGGACUUGACCGUGGUCAUCGCUGCUGUGGUGGGAGGCGGAGUCUUGCUGCUCUUCGCCCUCGGGCUCAUCAUUUGCUGUGUGAAAAAGAAGAAGAAGAAGGGGAACAAGGGCCCCGCCGUGGGCGUCUACAACGGCAACAUCAACACCCAGAUGCCGCUGCAGGCGAAGAAGUUCCAGAAGGGGCGCAAGGACAACGACUCGCACGUGUACGCCGUCAUCGACGACACCAUGGUGUACGGGCACCUGCUGCAGGACUCCGGCGGGUCCUUCCUGCAGCCGGAGGUGGACACCUACCGGCCCUUCCAGGGCGCCAUGGGCGAGCACCCGCCCAGCCCGCCACCCCCAUGCUCCAGGGCGCCCACCACCAAGCUGACGGCGGAGGAGCCGCCCCCUCACGCGCUGCUGGAGCCUGAGAGUGAGAGCGAGCCUUACACCUUCUCCCACCCCAGCCAGGCGGCCGGGAGCCACCGGAGCACUCACGUCCCCUUGCUGGACACCCAGGAGCCGGGGCAGCCGGAAGAGUAGGGACCCCUCCACGGGGGCUGUGCGCACCUUGACGAGAGGCACCCCGAGGUGUCCUACCCAGCGUGCUCUAGAAGAGGGGUCGCGGGGGGCAGUGCGUGUUUCCCGGACUCCACCCCUGAGCCUGCCCCCUCGGAGAUGAGACCUCACCCCGGUGGAUUCCAACCCGGAUCCGGACCUGUCAUCACAGGCCGGCUCCGGCUGAGCUGUCCCGGGUAACCGGAGAAGGGCAUUUCCGGGAGCCCGGGUGAGGUCCCUGCUCCCCCUGGGAUGAAGUGGGACGAGGGAAGUGACACUGUGCCUUUUCAUCAUUAUUAUUUAUUUGGCGGGGCGUGUAACCACGCAGCUCUUCCUGCCUGAGGGAGCAUCAGCCUCGCUAGCCGCUUUGAACCGCUGGGUUCUGACUUCUACCAGUCACCAGAUAAGAAACACCCCCUUGUCCCUGCGAGUGGGAAGGGGUCCCGCCCAGUGAGGGUGUGUGCGCGGCUGCCCCACCUCCAGACCCUCCCAGGUCCCCUGUCCUUUUCUCCUAGCAAGGAGAGAAAUUCCCACGGUGGCUUUCCCAGCUGUAGCUGCACUGGACACCGAAACGGAAACUCGGAGAACGUCUGGGUCCUGUGAAGGUGUUUACAUGUUCGCCAGAGUCGCCACCUGUGUCGGCUGCUGUGACACGCUACUGGGCGGCCGAAGACCAGCCGGGGCUUAUCUGCUCACAGUUCAGGAGGCGAAACCCGAAAUGGGUCUCCACGGGCUGACGCCGUGUGCUCCUGACGGCGCCAGAACGGAGCUGCGUGUGUCCGGUUUCUGCGCAGCCGCGCUCCGUCCCCGGCCAGCCCCCGGCUGCUCCGGGCGUUGCGGAGGGUGUGGCUGCUCGCGGAGCCCCACUCGCAUCUCCUCCCGCAAAUCCAAGACGAGUCCCGUCUGCGAGCGCUGAGCAGAGUCCCUCCCUCUGCAGGAGGUGCCGCGGCCGGGCUGGGGUAGACGCGGGCAUCUUCAGGGCGCGCUCUGCCUGCGCCCUCUGCCCGCCUCCCACACCCUGGAGAAGCUGAGAACCGUGCAGCCCACAGCGUGUUUGGGAUCCUGUAUCUUUUAAAAUCACAAAAUAUUACAGAAGAAUCCCAGUCGGGAGAGCUGGCCAGGCUGGGGCGCACCUGGUGACAACCAGCUAGGGCUCUGCUUCGCGCGGGUUACCCAGUGCGCACCUCUCCGAGGUCCCCGCCUGGAGGCCGCCUGUCGGGUGCUGCAGGCCGGUGCCCGGGGGUGCUGCUCUGGGGAAGAGAAGACUCCUGCUCGUGAGGCUGGAGAGCGGUGUGGCAGCCCAGCGUGUGUCCUCCAAGGCCUUCCUGUUCCAGAAGAGAGGAUUUGUUUGUUGUUCCGCUUCAGGUGCUGCCCUGCCCCCACGUUCCUCUAUGUAAGGCGGCUCCCACCCAGUUACCGUGGCCUCGUGACCUGGGGGGGUCCUGCGAAGGAGCCCCAUGUCGGUCACCGUGUAGCCUCCGUCUGUCCUUGGACUGCCACCAACACUGCUGUCCCUAGCAAGGACCCCAGGUGGCCUUUGUGACCAAGGACACUAACCCAGCCAAGUCCCUGCCCUGUGCCUCAGAGGGGCCGGCCCGAGGAGCCCUGCUCCUCACCGUGCGGUGAUUCAGGGUCCUGUGUGCCUCCCGCGCCUCCCUUGCAGUGGGGCCGUGGACACCCGCGCCUCCUCCAGGCCUGGGCCCCUGCCAGAAGGGGGCGGUCCCCAGGAAGGGCCCCUGGGGACAGGCGCUGCCAUGGCGCAGCCUUGGUAAGGAGCGAGGGCUGUGUGUGGGGCUGCGAUGUUACCUAGAAAUAAUUUAUUUAUGGAGAGACUUUUUAAGUAGCAUUUUAUUCAUUUCCUAUGCUUUUUUAAAAAUAAAACA